Molecule: messenger RNA, 5749 nt
Organism: Schistosoma haematobium
Lineage: Eukaryota; Metazoa; Platyhelminthes; Trematoda; Strigeidida; Schistosomatidae
Exons: 5
Coding region: 195-2621 (808 amino acids)
Biological process (GO): transmembrane transport; monocarboxylic acid transport
Molecular function (GO): monocarboxylic acid transmembrane transporter activity
Source: RefSeq, a predicted model, not a curated record
UUUUCUUUCAUUUCAAAUUAUUAAAUUAUUUAUUGAAUAAGUGAUCUGGCAGUGAACAAUGAUAUUUGAUAUUGAUAGUAACUUCUUUGAUAUCUAACCAUUUCCAAACAGAAAAUACGAUAGAUAUACUCUCUGAACGAGAAAGAUGCAUAGAUCGUCGUCCAGCUUGGAUAAAAGCAAUAUGCGCAUUCCUUAUGAUAGCAAGCCAUUAUGGUAUACUUAAUGUUGGUGCUCUAUUCUACCCUGGACUAGAAGAAGCAUUAGAAGUUUCAGUUAGUUAUUUAUUUUGGCUUAUGACUGGACAAUUUGCAAUAACAUGUUGUUUAGCACCAUUAUAUAAUCGUUUAUUGGAUGUAGUAGCCACUAAACGUGCUACUAUUGUUGCUGUGAUGAUAACCAGUAUUGCUAUGAUUGCUUCAGUAUUCUUUAAUAGUUAUUGGGGAUUUUUCAUAACGUAUACUUUAAUUGGAGGCGUCGGAAUGGGUAUCAGUAUUGUUCGUAUUAUAGCUAUCAUGGCAGGAUACUUUGAUCGGUAUAGAAUAUUGGCUUUGGCUAUUUGUAGUAGCGGUGGCGGUUUCGGGACAUUAUUCUAUACUCUACUAUGCAAUUAUAUGAUUGAAAAUUAUACCUGGCGUAUGGCCUUAAUUUCAUUAGCUUUAUUCCAUCUUAAUGUUAUUCCUUUAAGUUUAUUACACAAACCAUUACCUCUUGAACCCAUUCAAGAACCCGUUAUCUUACUACCUAACGAUCCAGUAGCGUCUACAAUUUGUUUAAAAUCUGUUACAGGCCCACCAAAUACAUAUGAAUCAUUUAUAAGUACAACUGGUGGCAGUAUACUAACCAGCAUUGAUAAUACUGCACAAAAAAAUACAUCAGAGGCAAUACAUUCACGGAUAACCGGACAAAAUAUAAUUGGUGUUGUGGAGUUCGUCAAAAUUACUUAUGACAAAACUAAUUCAAAUCAGAUUACGGUUAGUCCAAUCAAUUUUAUCAACGACCCAGAACCACAUUUAUUAGAACGAAUUCAGACAAUAGUUGAUAAUUAUUUUGACAACGCGGAGAAUAUUAAGCCAGAAGUAAUGCCACAUCCCAGUCUCACUCUGUUUCUUCCAAUCAUAUUUUUAGUAUGUGAUCAGCUGAGCGACUUUAAAACUAAUCUACCAGAGUCACAAUUCCUAGUUGAUAGUCGUUUAAGUGGAAUCGAUAAAUUAUUCACUGAUCAUGUUACUCACACGGGAUCAACUGCAUUUACCAAUUCUCAAGCAAGUGUGGAACAAACACCUAAUGUAAAUAAAUCUACAGCUGCAAUAACAAUGGCUCAGACAAAGACGAAAACAACACCAUUUUUCGGUGAUUCAUUUGCUUCGAGCGUAAUUCAAGCUCAUGAUACUAAAUACACUGAAAAUCUAAUAAGUGCAGUUAUUAAACGUGCUCUUGUCAAGGUAGAGGAAAUUUCAAAAGAGUUAACUUCAAAAAGUCUGUUGGUUCAUCCAAAACCACUUACUGUGAUUGUAGAGGAAAAAUGUAUUGAUUCGUUGAAUCCGAAUUUCUCAUCAGAUUAUCGUUCUUAUGCUUUAAAGAAUAUCAAGCCGACUGAAGAUACAAUUUUUGAAGAAAAUGAAAUCGAUUAUCAAACUGAUGAAGAUGGGAACUCUGAUAAUACGCCAUCUACCAAAGAAUCUACAUACAAUACUUCACAAAAUAAAAUAACUUCAUCUGAGCACCAUUUUGCGAAUUCACAUUUAAACUUGGAUCAUCCAAAACUUUCAUAUGAGUCUCGAGGAUAUAUUGAUCAAAUGAUACGAAGUGGAACUACCAUUUACCAAAGUCAAGCUGUCAUGGUACCAUUAUACAAGUGUAAAGAUUUGCCUGGCAGAACUAGACUUUUAUCGUUAACUUCAGUGGACGAGCCUAAAGAAGCUGUUGACUUAAUGAUUUCUAAGAUAAAGGAUGAGAAAGUUGGAGAUUCAUUUGGUUAUGAGAUAAAGAAAAGGAGAAUGUCGUUCAUUAGCUUGAAAAAUAUUCUUUUUCUUAGCUUCCUCAUCAAUCGUUCUUUUAGUUAUAUGGCUGAUUCCAUACUAUAUGGUCAUUUCAUUAAUUUUGGUAUAAGCAGUGGAUUGAAGGAGGAAAAAGCCAAUGGUUUACUUGCUUACGUCGGAUUAUCAAAUAUGUUAAGCAGAAUAGCAAUUGGACUUAUUGGACAUUUUUCGAGAAAAUUAGAUAUUCGUUUUCUUUCAGCCGCUUGUUUAUUUAUUAUAUCGAUACACACCAUGAUUAUGCCAUUCUAUCCAACAUAUUCAUCUUUAAUUUCCUACGGCAUAUCUUAUAGUAUUUUUGUAGGACCAAGUUUUGCAUUUUCACAUGCAAUGGUUAUUGAUAUUAUGGGUGACAAAAAGGUAGAUAGAAGUUUAUCUAUGGUUCUUUUUUCUGAAGCAACUGGUUAUUUAAUUGGUGGACCACUAGGAGGUAUAAUCAAAGAUCAAACUGAAAACUAUGCAUAUACAUUUCUAUUCUCUGGAUUAUGUAAUAUUAUUUCAGCUACGAUUAUAACUGUCCAUGCAAUAAUCAAAUUUAAUAUAUUCAAAAGAUUGAAACAAUGUUGUUGCAAGCAUAAUGAUUGACUGUUAUUCUAAAUAAUAAAUUAAUUUCUUAUAUAGAGAAUGAACAGGUAAAGUAAUGACACUACCAUUUAUAUCAUUUAGUAGUUUACUAGAAAAUAAGUAGUUUCUCUCUUUUAUUUUUAUAUUGUUCGAUGAAUUUCAUCAUUUUUGAAUUGUUUGUAUAUCAUUCACUUUCAAAUACAUAAUGAAAAUGUCGUCAAUAAGUGUUCUUAAUACCUUUGAGAAUGUUCCAUAGGAUUAAGAUAUGCUGUCUAGGUUGAAAAAGCCCUGAAUUGUGUUUAGAUUUUAUGAAAACCUUUGUAAAACUAUUAUUUUGUAAGGUAAAUUUAGAAUUGUGAAUUUGUGUAAUUAAUACUGAAUGAUUAUUAUUAAUUACAGAUGAUACUUAUUCCCAACCUUAUACUUUUAUUAUUUUUACCGUCAUAAAACAUGUUUAGCUUUAUUGAGGGAUUACUUGAUGAAAGAUCAGUUCAAUGAGAGGCUGCAAUCGAUCAUAGUGAAGUACCCAAGAAAGGAUCUCACCAUCCUGAUGAGGGACCUAAACGCAAAAGUCGGGAUGGACAACAUCGAAUAUGAAGAAAUCAUGGAAAGACAUGGACUAGGAGAAAGGGACGAAAAUGAGAAGAGAUUUACAAACCUAUGUGCAUUCAACAAAUUGGUUAUAGGUGGAACAAUAUUCUCACACAAACGCAUGGUUAAAGCUGUAUGGAUCUCACCGGAUCACACGGCGUAGAACCAGAUCGACCACAUUUGUAUCAAUAAAAAAUUCAGAAGGUCAAUGGGAGAUGUGUGAACUAAGAACGGAGUUGAAAUAGCUUCAGGUCACCACCAUCUGGUUAUGGCCAAGAAGAAACUGAAGACAAAGAAGCAUUAGAAGACUGAACGCACAGCAUUAAAAGGAUCACUACAGAAUUCCUUCGACAUACUGAAAAACUCAACCAAUUCAGAUAACUCUCAACAUCAGGUUCCAAGCCUUACAGGAUCUACUGAACGAAGAAGCUGCUAUAGAGAACAACUGCAAAAAGGCCAAAGAAGCACUAACUUCAACUUGUCAGAAGUUCUGACCCGCAACAAGCAUCAUGAUAAAGAACUGAUUUCUACCGAAACAAUGUGCAAGAUUCGAGAAAAGAAGAACAGGAAGACAGCAUUUAACAACAGCCAAACAAGGGCAAAGAAAGUCAAGACACAAGACGAAUACGCAGAAGUAAACAAGCAACUGAAGAAGAGCAUCAGGGCCAACAAGCAGAAAUACAUCGAAGACCUAGCAACGAAAGUGGAAGAAGCUGUAUGAGAUGGAAAUAUGAAACAACUAUGUGACACAGCAAAGGAACUAGCAGGGACCAAAGACAUCAAUCAAGGACAAAGAAGCCAGGCCAAUCCCUGAGAUUCAAAAACAAAGGGAUAGAUGAGUAGGACAAAUUGAGGAACUCUUGAAUAGACCAGCUCCAUUAAAUCCACCGGAUAUCCAAGUAACACGCAGACCUUCCUAUAGAUGUCAUUUCACCAACGACCGAAGAGAUCAAGAUGGCUAUCAGAAAAAUCAAGUGUGGGAAAGCAACAGGACCUGACAAUAUACUAGCCGAAGCACUGAAGUCAGACAUGAAAGUAACUGCAAACAUAUUUCACAUUCUAUUCAUGAAGAUUUGGGAGGAGGAACAAGUGCCGAUGGACUGAAAAGAAGGACACCUCAUCGAGAUACCAAAGAAAAGAGAUCUGAGCAAACGUGAGAACUACAAAGGCAUCACACCAAUAUCAGUACCAGGAAACGUUUUCAACAGUGUGGCUGAACCGAAUGAAAGACUCAGUGGACGCUCAAUUUCAACAUCAACACAUCGGAUUCGGUAAAGAUCGGUCGUGCACAAACCAAAUCGAGACACCACGGAUCAUCAUUGAACAAUCAACUGAAUGGAACUCGUUACUAUACAUCACGUUCCAUCGCUAUGAGAAGACAUCCGACAGUGUUGAUAAGAGGACUUUAUGGAAACAUCUUCGACACCAUAGUUUACCGGAGAAAAUCAUCAUAUGGGAUUCAAACGAUGUAUUACACUGCAAUAUCAUGCAUGGAGGGCAGCUGACAGAUGCAUUCCAAGUGUGGACCGGAGUCAGACAAGGCUGACAACUCUGACCCUUCCUAUUUGUUCUAGUAGUUGACUGGAUUACGAGGACCUCGACAUCUGACAGGAAGCACGGAAUACAACGGACAGGCCGGACGCAACUAGACGAUUUGGGUUUCGCAGAUGAACUAGUCCUUCUAUCCCAUACACAUCAACAAAUGCAGAACUAGACAACCUAUGUAACAGCAACCUCUGUAUCAGCAGGCCUCGACAUUGAUCAUGGAAAAACCAAGGUCCUCAAAUACAACAGGAGGACACCAACGUAGUCACACUUGAUGGAGGAACUCUAGAAGAGUUGGAAAGUUUCGCUUCUCUGAGUAGCAUCAUCAAUGAACAAGGAGGAUCUGAUGCAGAUGUAAUAGUGGGGAUUGGCAAUCCAAUGACAGCAUUCCUACGAUUGAAGAACAUAUGGGAUUCAAAGCAACUGUCAACCAAUAACAAAGUCAGAAUAUUGAAUGCGAAGUUCAGGACAGUUAUACUGUAUGGAGCUGAAACUUGGAGAACUACUACAACCAUCAUCAAAACGUACAAGUAUUUAUGAACAGUUAUCUACGUAUGAUACUCAAUGUCCGUUGGCCGGAUGUGCCAUCAUCAACAGACUACUAUGGGGGAAAAAAACAGGUUUCAGCUGAGGAGGAAAUUAGGAAAAGACGUUAGAAAUGGAUAGGAUAUUGAGAAAAUCACCAAACUGCAUCACGAGGCAAGCACUAACUUGGAAUCCUGAAGAGACGGAGAAGAGGAAGGCCGAAGAACACACAGACAUGAAAAGAAUCGCCCACGACAGGGUUAGAUAGAGUGUUAGUAGGCGGCCUAUGCUCUUCCACGAGGAGUAAUAGGCGUAAGUAAGCAAUUAGGACAUACUGCCACCCACGAGGUUUGCACAAUGCGAGUACAUCACUUGCACAAUAUAUGAAUAGCUAAUUAAACUUCUCGAAACUUGAAUCCAUGCACUGAGACACAGAUUAACACCAUGUAGAAGAGAUUAUUUGUAUCAGUAUGAAAUGAAUUAAGAAC